Thecamonas trahens ATCC 50062 is the source of this 2913-nucleotide messenger RNA. RefSeq lists its product as uncharacterized. Lineage: Eukaryota; Apusomonadida; Apusomonadidae. The transcript has 2 exons. The record is from RefSeq and is a predicted model, not a curated record. Gene Ontology annotation, molecular function: protein binding. Bases 1 to 2913 code for a protein of 970 amino acids.
AUGCCGUACGCACGCAAGCGGGCGGCGCCGUUCCAUGGCAUUGACGGCCUCGCGGCGCCGCCAAGCCGGCAGGAGACCGACGCCAAGGGCCGCAUCCAUGCUGCGCACGACGUGUUCCAUGUGGAUGAGCGCGGUGAGACCCGCAUGGCCUACUCGGCCGUCCUUCGCCCGCGCACCAUCGCCCUCGAUCACGCUCCUGCUGUCCACGACAUCCACUGCGCCAGGAGCACCCGCUCUGGAUCGGACGUCCUGCUCGUCGUCUCGUCGGCGCCCGAGGAAGUCAUGGCUUGGCCGGUUGGUGCGCCCGCUGUCGGCGGCGCUCACUUUUCCUGCGGCAAGCCGCUGAUGGUCCGCCUCGCGGGCUCGCCGUCGCGGCUCGGAUCGUCGGGCGUCGUCUCAUGGCCGGUGGUGGCCUCCAAUCUCACCGAUGUCUUUGAGCACGCCCAUGUGGUCUUUCACCACGAGCCGGCUGCCGCGUUUGAGCCGCCGCGCCACGACUCGCAGUCCAUGCUGCCGCGGGUGGCACUCGACAAGACCUUUGACGUCUUCAACUUCAACUACGACGCUGACGAUGACAUUGCCGCAGAGUUUGAGGUCACCGCGGGCCCGCUCACCUGCUACAACUGCUACGCGUACAUGAGUGCCGGGGUGCACAUGGAGCUUACCAUCGCCAACUUUUGGAUCGAGAGCUUUGAGGUCAAGGUAUUUGGCGAGGCCGCCGUCAACGGCGACCUUGCUGUGGAGAAUCCGUCGUGGACCGAGAACAUGGACGAGGACCACGCGUUUGAUAUUGGCGGUGAGAUCCCAGGCGUGGCGUGGAUCUUUGUCGCCGCCGGCGUGCCCAUGCACAUCCAGCCCAAGUACCGCCUCCAGGGCAUGGCCAAGGCCAUGGGCUCCAUCACCAUGCGCAUCACCGCAGGGCUCUCGGCCAAGGCCUCGGCCGAGUUUGGCGUCCGCUACCGCAACAACCGCUGGUCGCUCAUCAUGGCUCCGGCCUGGGGCCUCGAGCUUCGCAAGCCGCAGUACUUCUUUGAGCAGAAGGACGUGACGCUCAAGGCGUACGUCAUGCCCUCGCUCACCAUCAUGAUGUGGCAGACCGUCGGCGUCGGCGUCGUCGCCAAGCCCUACAUCGGCUACGAGCUUGUCGACGCCUCGGGCAAUGCCGUCAACAACGACGACGCCAAUGGCCGCGUCGUUGGUUCGCUCAUCGACAUUCCAGACUCGCCACUUGCCCGCCCUAACCCGGUCAACUACGCCCCGUUCAAGGUCACCGCCACGACAACCUCGGUCACCCUCGGCUGGCUCCCACCCACCCUCGGCGCCCGCACCUCGGCGCCAACCCGCUACGCCCUCGACCGCUACAAGUGCGGCCUCUGGCCGCUGCCGUGCGCGGUGACAACAAACCCGUGGGUCGCCGUCACCGACGCCAUCGACCCAUCGGCGCCAUCCCCGCUUCGCCCGCGCUACACCAUGACCGGCCUCGAAGCCGACCAGGGCUAUGGCGUGCGGCUCAAGGCCGGCUCGGCCUCGGGCUGGGGCGACUACUCGCCGACCGUUGUCGUUGGCACCUCGGACGGCUCGCCCUCGCUCGACUCGGUCUACUUUCCGCUGCCCGGCACGUCGUGGGCGACCGGCGACACCGUCGAAGUUGCAUGGGGCGCGUCGGCCAUGUCCCCAACUGCCACCCUGCGCAUCGAGCUGUGGGAGGCCGUCCCGCGGUGGCCCGACGAGCGAGUCGUCACCCUCGCAUCUGGCGUCUCGGUCGCAUCCGGCGCCGCCAACGUCACCCUGUCGUACGAUCUGGAGACCAAGUCCAACUACUACGUAAUGGUUGUCGACGAGUCGGACUCGUCCAACACCGCCGACUCGGGUGAGUUUGCCAUCCGCUUCGUCUCUUCGCCGGCCAACGGCCGGUUCAUUGUCCAGGUUCUCUCGGCCUCAGGCCUCCCCGGCGGCACUGGCAUUGAUCCGUACGUCAAAGUCGCCGUCGCCGACUACGGCGAGAAGCAGACAGCGUACGUCUCAGACUCGACGGCACCAACCUGGAAUGCUGCGCUGGCCUUUGGCCGCGAGAUGCCGGUCGACCGCGCAGCGUCGCGAAGCGUCACCCUCAUCGUCAUGGACGACGACUUUGGCACCGACGCCGAAAUUGGGCGGACCGCUCCGGCGCUCGACACCUCGGGUACCGUCGCGUUCAGGCUCCAGUUGCUGUCGUCGAGCUCGCGCUCGGUCCGCGACACCGCGCUGGUCAACGCCGAACCCGAGGGCCGCGGCCUGGCAAAAGUCGCGCCGCGGGCAGACACCUGUCCCGGCGACGUCUCUUACCAGCUCUCAUUUGGCGUCUCGGUCUCUGCCCGGGUCGCUGCCGUCACCAUUCCGGACGCCACGCCCAUCAUCGGCGGCUACGAGCUUUUCCCUGGCGGCGAGCUCGGCGGUGCCGUCGCCAUUCCGCCGACCAAGUUCUCGUGCGGCGUGGCGUGCUCCGGGUGUCGACAGGCGCUGGUCGACGCUGCUGCGGCACUCGGCGAGUCCAGCACUCCGUCAGCCGAGGCGCUGGCAGAACUCUGGGUUGAGCCCGACCAGCAGCGGCGGCCGUCCAAGGACGCCAUUCUGGCCGAGCGGCGCAAGAAGCAGCUCCAACAGCUGAUCAUUGUGGCAGUCGUUGUCGGCGUCGUCAUGUGUGGUCUUUGCUGCUGCGCGGCAUGGUGCUACUACAAGCGCCAGCGCCGCGACAACGAGUCUCGCCACCACUCGCGUCGGCACGAGGUGGAGAUGGCGCCCAAGCCGCCGCCGGUCGCUGCGCCGGCGGCGGCGCCGGCUGCUCCGGUCCACGUCGACCGCGACUCACACUGGUGGAACCCGAUGGGCAAGGUCCACAUGCCGUGGAUGUCGUCGUCAUCAUCGUCUGCCUAG